AUGGGCUGUUUCGGGAAAUCCCUGGCUGGCCCAGGAUACGUCAUCCUCAAUACAAUCCGAGUGCUCAAUGUCAUCAGCUUGCUGGCUGUCAUCGCAGCCUGCUCUGUCAUGCUCGUCAAGACAUUUGUUGUUAGUAAAUUCUUCUUUUUCGACGCGUGUGGACACGUCGUCAAGGCUAUUAUCGCUGGCUUCCUGAUCUUUACCGAGAUUCCUCUCUUCAGAAGCUAUCUUGCUCGAAAUUGGCCCCUCUUCAGUCGAGAUUCCGGCUUUGUCAUGCUUGGUGUGACAAUGAUUCUUCUGGGAAACGCGAUUUUGGGAAACCUCAACAAGGAAGCAACUAGUCAGGAAUCACUUGGUCUGGCAUUCUGGAGAAUAGUCAUUGCUUCAGGCAUUGUGGUCAUCGUCAUGGGCUUUGUCAAUAUCCUCUCGAGCUACGUCUUCCGCGACACAAAGAUCGGCCUAAACGCACGACAAGUUCGAUCUCACGGUGCAGUGGCAGAGCAGAAGGUGGUCAGUGGUGACUCGACUCGGAAGUCGUUUCGAAAGUCUUUCCAUCUGGGACGAAAAGACAACCUACCAUCCUACUACUCCAACUCAGUCUACUCGAGGUCCAACAGCACCAGAUCAGAGAAAGCUGGCUCACCACUCCGAGGGCUACAAAUCUCGAACCCGACAUACAACAAUUCUGAGCAAUUCUCGAAAUAUUCUGGCAGUCCGGAAGUGGCUACUCCAAAUCUGGCGCAUCAUCCUGCCAUGUACUCGAACAGGGUGUAA
This is a messenger RNA of Endocarpon pusillum Z07020, 774 nucleotides long. RefSeq lists its product as uncharacterized. The record is from RefSeq and is a predicted model, not a curated record. The transcript has 3 exons. NCBI's taxonomy places the organism in Eukaryota, Fungi, Ascomycota, Eurotiomycetes, Verrucariales, Verrucariaceae. Bases 1 to 774 code for a protein of 257 amino acids.